This is a messenger RNA of Dentiscutata heterogama, 770 nucleotides long. NCBI's taxonomy places the organism in Eukaryota, Fungi, Glomeromycota, Glomeromycetes, Diversisporales, Gigasporaceae. The record is from the annotation of a GenBank genome assembly.
CAUUGAAGGUUUUGGCAUUAAUAAUACAGCACAUCAGUUGGUAGCCAACGGAGAUAACUUUAUUUAUGUAUAUUAUCAUGACAUGGGAAAUUCUUGCGAAACGAUCAAAUGGAAAGUAUACAAUACGAAUAAUUCAACAUUAAUAGGUGAUAACACUUAUAACAUCACAACAAAAGAAGGUUGCGUUCGUUCUUAUAAUACUCAAGCUGUAAUAGAUGGCGGUUUCCUGAUCACAUGGUCCGUAACCAUGACACCUUCAAAUAUUACUGAUCCAACAUCACCACCACAAACCCAAAGUCAAGUGUACGCUGUAUUCAUUAAACCAAACAGUGCGGAUGUCAAAACAGCGCCAUUUGUUAUAUUUUCUGGAACUACUGCUGCAGAGAUUAAGAUAUUGGCAUGUGCAGGGUCAAGUAUCGGGAGAGGGUUCAAUUGUUUCUUGCAGUCAAUGAUGAAUGAUUCGACUAAUGGAAUUCAGCCUUACCAAGUUACGUUCUUAUCAAGUGGGAUGGUUCAUAAUGUAGUACCGCUUAGAUCUAAUAUUACUAAUAAUCAAGCUACUUUCGGUGAUUUGCUGGAUUUGGCUGCUGUUCCUUUACGCGGUAGCUUGCUGAAAGAACAGAGAACGCAGAUAGUCUAUACAGGUGCCUCAUGCAUAUUUCCAAAUAAUAGUGUGGUUUUUACAGGAUUGCCAACAAAUUGGUUGGAUCCUAGGUACAUGGGAGGUUAUUCGAUUUAUACCGUUAAUUUGCCCAAAUUUUACGAAGAUG